UCCUAACAUGCGCUGGGUGGUUAGGACAGCGGAGAGGGCUUGGUUGGAAUUUGGCAAGUUUCUAUAAGUACCAGACGGAAGCUUGGAAAGUGAGAGUUCAUAAAGCAGAGAGAGAGAGAGAGAGAGAGUAUUCUAUGAAUGUACCGGUGAAGUUGCAGGAUUUGGAGUUCCGUGUCGGGGGCCGGGGGAGUAGUUGAUUUAUAGAGGGUUUUGAAGAGGUUUUUCUAAGGUUGGAGGGGGAGACAAUUCUUUUCUGCUGCGUUGAAGAGUUCUAGUGAUAUCAUUCUCCAUAAGACAGAGAUCAGAGAGGGGGAAGAUCUUUGGAUUUCUUUCUGUCUUAUACUAGUAAACAACCAGCAGCCACUCUAGCAGUGCACGAAUCUUCAAGAGUUAUAAUGGGGGCCGAUAUGAACUCUUCGUGGGAUAUGGAUGAUGAAUAUGAGAAAUUUGUUCGAAGGAUGAAUCCACCCAGAGUUGUAAUUGAUAACGAAACAUGCAAAAACGCAACAGUUAUACGGGUGGACAGUGCGAACAAACAUGGAAUACUUCUGGAGGUUGUGCAGGUGCUCACAGAUCUGAACCUUAUUAUUACUAAAGCUUAUAUAUCUUCUGAUGGAGGAUGGUUCAUGGAUGUUUUUAAUGUUACUGAUCGAGAAGGGAACAAGCUUAAAGAUGAAGGGAUUCUGGAAUAUAUUCGUAAAUCUCUUGGGGCAGAUUCCUCCUUUGUACCCACGUUGGGAAGAAAUGUGGGGGUUGAGCAAUCAACCAACCACACAUCAAUUGAGUUAACUGGCACCGACAGACCUGGACUGCUGUCUGAAGUGUGUGCUGUUCUCACUGGCCUGAAAUGCAAUGUAGUAAAUGCAGAGGUUUGGACCCACAAUACGCGGGCUGCAGCUGUGAUGCAUGUAACUGAUGAGGAGACUGGUUCUGCAAUUACUGACCCGGAGAGCCUGUCUAAGAUUAAGGCAUUGCUCUGUAAUGUACUGAAGGGUAACAAUAAAACCAGGGGGGCCAAGACUGCAGUUUCUCUUGGGGUGACCCACACUGAGAGAAGGCUUCACCAGAUGAUGUUUGCCGAUCGGGAUUAUGAACGGUUAGAUGAUCAUGCCUUUGAUGAGAAGCAAAGGCCUAAUGUCACUGUUGUCAAUUGGUAUGACAAGGAUUAUUCAGUUGUCACAAUUCGGUGCAAGGAUAGGCCAAAGCUUCUCUUUGACACAGUCUGCACCUUGACUGAUAUGCAAUAUGUGGUUUUCCAUGCAAAUGUUGAUGCAGAACAACCAGAAGCUUAUCAGGAAUUCUAUAUCAGGCAUAUUGAUGGGUCCCCUGUAAAUUCAGAAGCAGAGAGACAAAGAGUAAUCCAAUGUCUUGAAGCAGCCAUUGAAAGAAGAGUAUCUGAGGGAUUGAAGCUGGAGCUCUGCACAACUGACAGAGUUGGAUUGCUAUCAGAUGUCACUCGAAUCUUCCGAGAGAAUGGCUUGGCAGUCACAAGGGCAGAAGUGACAACCAGAGCAGGGAAGGCCAUCAAUACCUUCUAUGUUCGUGAUGCAGCAGGAAAUCCCGUUGAUGCCAAGACAAUUGAUUCAAUCAGACAAGUGAUUGGCCAGACAAUUCUCCAAGUGAGAGGCUGCUCCGAGAACACGAAAUCUUCUUCGCAGGAAUCCCCGACCAGGUUCCUCUUUGGUGGUCUCUUCAAGUCCAGGUCUCUCUGCAAUUUUGGUCUUGUUAGAUCCUAUUCUUGAGUUCCAGACUUCCAGUCUUGAGGUUCCCAAGGCUUGCACUCGGGUUUCCUAGUUAUAACUUGUAACCAUGUACAUACAUCCCUGCUUCACUGGAAACUCUUCCAUGGAUUGCUGUUCCCCUGUUAUGGAACAUGCCAUUGGAAGAUAGAGAUGCAGAAGUCAAGUUUUUGCCAAAUAGGGAAAAGAAGAAAUACAGUGACAUAGUGGAGCACCUGUAAAUUCGUUCUACUCAAUUCCCAUGUUCUGCCCAUUUGUUAAGGAGGGAGGGAUUCAACCCCCAUUUAACCAGGAGAGCAUAAGAAUUAAAACUAGAACAAAGAAGGAAAUGUAUAGGAAAUACUCAGAUAUAAAUUGAAGAAUGAUCUCAAUGACUAGUGUGUACGAAUGUAAAAUUUUCCUCCCAACAUAUGGGUGCAACCUUUGUAAAUAAUAUAGAUCCAUUUUUUUUUAC
This is a messenger RNA of Nelumbo nucifera (sacred lotus), 2193 nucleotides long. RefSeq names its product ACT domain-containing protein ACR4-like. The record is from RefSeq and is a predicted model, not a curated record. NCBI's taxonomy places the organism in Eukaryota, Viridiplantae, Streptophyta, Magnoliopsida, Proteales, Nelumbonaceae.